AUGGAAGAUGUUAUUUGGGAAAGUCAUGAGUACUUGACCAUUUACACAGAAUCCACUUGCAAAUUUUUCCUUCUACAGACGAGGGAAGAGAUUUGGAACACACCCCCAUUGAUCCAUUUUGCUUUAUCAGAAAAAUGCCUGCAACACCUCCAUUCUCUCACCCCAACAAGCCUCCUGCAAAAAAUGCUUUUAGAGCUUAAAACCCAGAGAGUAAUAGUUAUACCAUUGGUGGCCAUGAACUUGACUUGGUUUGCCAAGAUAACAAUCACCACAGCAUUUUUGGGCCAUCUUGGAGACUUGGAGUUAGCGGGUGGCACACUCGGAUUCACCUUUGCUAACGUCACCGGCUUCUCUGUGUUGAAUGGGCUCUGCAGUGCCAUGGAGCCUGUGUGUGGUCAAGCUUUUGGAGCUAAAAACUUUAGGCUUCUACACAAGACACUUGCCAUGGCAAUCUUCUUGUUGCUGCUCGUAUCACUGCCGAUUUCCUUCUUGUGGCUGAAUGUUGACAAAAUUCUCAUCCACUUCGGUCAACAACGAGAUAUCUCAAUUGUUGCCAAGACUUAUCUUUUCCAUCUCCUUCCUGAUUUGAUACUAACUUCAUUGCUCUGUCCUCUCAAAGCCUACCUCACCUCACAGAGUAUAACACUUCCUAUAAUGUUUACCUCAGCUCUGGCACUUUCUCUUCACAUUCCUAUCAACUUCAUGCUUGCAAAAGCCAAGGGUCUUGAGGGUGUCGCUAUGGCAAUUUGGAUAACCGAUCUACUAGUUGUGAUUCUUCUGGUGGUAUACGUGUUGGUGAUAGAAAAUGGUAAGGAGGGUACAUGGAACGAGGGAGGCUGGUGGGACCAAAGAGUGCAUGAUUGGUUCGGGUUCCUUAAGCUUUGUGGAUCAUGUUGCCUCACCACUUGUCUGGAAUGGUGGUGCUAUGAGAUUUUGGUAUUGCUCACAGGGCGACUACCGAAUGCCAAGCAAGCAGUAGGAGUCCUAGCCAUCAUCCUAAACUUCGACUAUUUGCUCUAUUCUGUCAUGCUUUCACUAGCUACAUGUGUAUCCGUGCGCAUAUCAAAUGAGCUCGGAGCAAACCAACCAGGCACAGCUUACCGGUCAGCAUAUGUCACGCUGUUAGUGAGUGCCAUUUCAGGUUGCAUUGGAGCUUCGGUGAUGAUCGGAGCCAGAGGCGCUUGGGGAUCUUUGUUUAGCCAUGACAAGGGGAUUAUAAAGGGAGUAAAGAAGAUGAUGGUGCUGAUGGCCCUGAUUGAAGUAGUGAACUUCCCGCUGGCAGUUUGUGGAGGAAUUGUGCGUGGAACAGCAAGGCCCUGGCUCGCUAUGUAUGCAAAUCUUGGUGGCUUUUACCUUCUUUCCUUACCAUUAGGUGUGGUUUUAGCCUUCAAAGCUGCACUGGAGCUUGCUGGGCUGCUGACGGGGUUCUUGAUUGGGGUAGUUGCAUGCUUGGCAUUAUUGCUAUUAUUCAUCGCAAGGAUAAACUGGAAUGCUGAAGCUGGCAAGGCACAAAUACUAACCUGUACCAUCCAGGAGGCCCAAGAAGAUGAAAAUCACAAAAACAUUGAGCCGUCUAUCAAUGCUUAAGAGUACAAAAGCAACUGCUAAUGUUUAGCAUGGCAAAUGUCUUUACAACUAGCAGCAAUGCACACCCAUAGACUCGCGUAAACUAGAAAGAAUGACCUUGAGAGGGAUCUACUAAACUACCUCCUAAAAAUGCAGUAGCAAACUCCCUGGCUGAUUAAAAGUUCCGUCCCAAUACUUCCUGCAUAAUUUAAGGAAGCAUGACACCUUCACCAGACCAUUGUAAAGUUAAUAGCAUCUGGUAUCACCAGUGUAACUAAAGUUAGUUUUAGUAUGGACGACAUUAUACGAGAA
Messenger RNA from Carica papaya (papaya), 1878 nucleotides. Its product is annotated as MATE efflux family protein. Gene Ontology annotation, cellular component: membrane. NCBI's taxonomy places the organism in Eukaryota, Viridiplantae, Streptophyta, Magnoliopsida, Brassicales, Caricaceae. Gene Ontology annotation, molecular function: antiporter activity; xenobiotic transmembrane transporter activity. Gene Ontology annotation, biological process: xenobiotic detoxification by transmembrane export across the plasma membrane. The record is from RefSeq and is a predicted model, not a curated record.